Iphiclides podalirius (scarce swallowtail) is the source of this 222-nucleotide messenger RNA. Lineage: Eukaryota; Metazoa; Arthropoda; Insecta; Lepidoptera; Papilionidae. The record is from the annotation of a GenBank genome assembly.
AUGUUUCCGACGUGUUUGCGUAUCAAGCCACCAUCAAAGGACGGCGUCACGAAGAGCAACCCGAGCAAGCGUCACCGCGAGAGGCUCAACGCCGAGCUGGACACGCUGGCGUCACUCCUGCCCUUCGAGCAGAACAUCCUCAGCAAGCUGGACCGGCUCUCCAUCCUGCGGCUGUCCGUCAGCUACCUGCGCACCAAGAGUUACUUCCAAGGUACGUGGAUA